CCAUUUCUGUUGUCUAAUUUUUGCCUGAGUGAAAAUCUGCUGCUCCAGUCGUGGAAUAUUUAUUGAGCGCGCAUGAGGAUCGAGGAAGCCAUUCAAAACUGAACAGAAAGCUUCGGAGUAGGCCGUGUAGUCGAAAGGAUCAGACACAUACUGUUGUUUCAGGUUUAUCUUCAGAUCGAAAGAGGUGGGAAUGGACCCGCGGAAAGUGACUGAAUUGAAGGCCUUCGUGCAUCUGUGCAAUGAUAAUCCCUCCGUGUUGCACCUGCCUGAGCUGGGUUUUCUCCGGACCUGGUUGCAGGGCUUGGGAGCUACUAUCCCCCCAGCCCCCAGCAAUGAGUCCUCGUGCAAGGGGGGAUGCCCAUGUGGACCACCACCAACCACGUCAAAGCCAGCAGCUGAGCCAAGCCCACCAUCAGAGAGUGAGGAGAGCGAGCUAGAGAUAGACAACGAAGGAGUUAUUGAGCCAGACACAGAUGCACCCCAGGAAAUGGGAGACUUUGAAAACCUUGAGGUCACAGAGGACAUGAUGGACCAGGCAAAUGCUAAGAAAAUGGAGGCAAUUGAAGUCCUGGGAGAAGGGGAACUGCAAAAAGCUCUGGACCUCUUCACUGAAGCAAUCAAACUCAACCCAUGUUUGGCUAUCCUCUAUGCCAAACGGGCUAGUGUGUAUAUCAAGAUGCAGAAGCCGAAUGCUGCCAUAAGAGACUGUGACCGAGCCAUCGACAUCAACCCAGACUCUGCACAGCCGUACAAGUGGAGAGGAAAGGCCCACAGGUUGCUGGGCCAUUGGGAGGAGGCUGCUAAGGACCUGGCUAUGGCCUGCAAGCUUGACUACGACGAUGAUGCCAGCACCAUGCUGAAAGAAGUCCAGCCCAGGGCUAACAAAAUCAUUGAGCACCGGCGCAAAUACGAGCGCAAGCGCGAGGAGCGCGAGAUCAAGGAGAGGCAGGAGCGGGUGAAGAAAGCCAGAGAGGAGCACGAGAGAGCCCAGAGGGAGCAGGAGGCCAGACAACAGGCAGGUGGGGCUGGUGGCUUCCCAGGAUUCCCAGGUGGUGCCGGUGGCUUCCCAGGUGGUGCCGGUGGCUUCCCAGGUGCUGCCGGUGGCUUCCCAGGUGGUCCCGGUGGCUUCCCAGGUGGCAUCCCUGGUUUGGACAAACUUCUCAGUGACCCGGAGGUGCUCAUGGCCAUGAAGGACCCAGAUGUAAUGGCGGCCUUCCAGGACGUGGCUCAGAACCCCGCUAACAUUGCCAAGUACCAGAGCAAUCCCAAGAUCAUGGCCCUCAUUGCCAAACUGAGCUCCAAGUUCGGUGGAGCACAACCGUAGGGUGGGAGAGGGCAGCAAUGAUGGGGG
Molecule: messenger RNA, 1351 nt
Organism: Alosa sapidissima (American shad)
Lineage: Eukaryota; Metazoa; Chordata; Actinopteri; Clupeiformes; Clupeidae
Gene: st13
Product: ST13 Hsp70 interacting protein
Exons: 13
Coding region: 191-1324 (377 amino acids)
Molecular function (GO): Hsp70 protein binding; protein dimerization activity
Source: RefSeq, a predicted model, not a curated record